AUGCAUGUUCAAUGUAGUGGAUACGAUGACAAUGAAUUGUCACAAAAAUGUGAUAAACUUGGAAACUGCAAUCUAAUAAUGGAUGGAAAAUGUUUCUGUAGUGCAACACAUAUGAUUGGUUAUUGUCAAAAAGUUAAUCUCCAUUCAUUUAAUCAAAUAGUAAAACAACCAGUUUUAAAUAUAAUCGAUUUAUAA
This is a messenger RNA of Cavenderia fasciculata, 195 nucleotides long. RefSeq lists its product as uncharacterized. The record is from RefSeq and is a predicted model, not a curated record. Bases 1 to 195 code for a protein of 64 amino acids. Lineage: Eukaryota; Evosea; Eumycetozoa; Acytosteliales; Cavenderiaceae. The transcript has a single exon.